GAUCUGAGUUGCCAAUCACCACAAUGAGAAAGAAAGGCGUUGCAUUAUGUGGUAUAUUCCUCUCAAUAUAUUUGAGGAUGAUGUAAAAAGUCUAUCUAUUUUGAUGACGAGACUGUCCUUCUUUUAGAUCCUGAAGAAAUAGAGAAGUCUUUGGAAUAUGUCGAGUAUAACAUUGGUAUAAUACAAUCAUGCAUGCUAAAAGAUGAAAGCUUAAAGAACAAAUGGUAAGGCUUUACAGAUUUCAUUGGGAAUUUUACUCAAAGAGUAAGCGAAGGUCAGAAAAAGCUAUCAGAACUGAUAGAGAAUCAGAAUUGGUCUCAGACCGAAGCGCUUGAUAAUGAACUAAACUCAUUGGCAAAAGAGUGGAAAGAAAGUGCAAUCUUCAAUAAGUUCCUCCACUACUUCAAUUUAAAAGCUGUAAAAAAAUUGCAAAAUUUCAGAGAAAUGCAAGAUGAAGUCUCUGAAGAUAAUUUUGAAGUGCAAGAAAAUAUAAAACUCAAAAAUGACAUUCAAAAGCUAGUAAUAGAGAGAACCAAACUUGAGAAAACCCAUAAUAACAAAAUAGAAGAGCUUAAGAAUCUUAAUACUGAAAUCAUUAAGGAAAGAGAUCAACUUGCAAAUGAGCUUAAGACAAUUAAAGCAAGCGGAGGAAAUAAUAACAACUCUCAAGUUAAAUCCAACGAGCUAGAAACUGGCCAAUCUAAGAUUGAGCAACUUGAGAAAGAGAACAGCGAACUAAAAUCAGAGAUAACCACUCAUCAGGCUGAGAAGCAAGAACAACUCACUCAAAUCAACAACCUGAAGAGUAAUUAUGACAAACUUGCUAAGAAUAUUGGAGCUGACAUCGGUUCCAUUAAAGUUAUUCAAGAGAAAAACUAUCGUGAAGCAUCAAAGAAUUUUAAGGAGUUAAAAGAAACUGUUAAAUAUAAUCAAGGAUAUCAUAAUCAAGGAUUUCAUAAUCAAGGAUUUUAUAAUCACGGAAAAUAUAAUAAAGGAAAGAAAGGAUAUUAUGAAGAGAAAAAAUAUCAAGGAUAUGAUAAUUAUUCGCAAAAGCAAAUUCCUCAAAAACAAACAAGAAUGGAAUUCAACCUUGGUAAAGAAUAUGACAGAAAGAGAAUGAAGACAAUGAGCAAAGAAGUUGGAGAAAAUCUCAAAGAAAUCUUGUUGUAUAAUAUCCCGAGUGUCGAAUCUGAUGUAUUUCACAGCCUUGUCACAUCCUCAGUUCCUCGUGGGCUUGAGACAAUAGUACUUGAAUUCUCCUCUAAAUCAAACUACAUAAGCGGGUAUUUAGACACAAUAAAUAAUCUUGAAGGAAUAAUCACUAAGAAAAUCAGUUUUGACUGGGUUCACAUAUAUGAUACUGAACAAAGCGCUCUAGAGAGCAAAUUCAGUCGCAUAGAAGUCAAGUUUGAUAAUGUUGAGAUUGAAACGAGAGAAUACUAUGAUGAUUAUGAUUAGUAAAGAAGCUUAGUACCUCAUAAGUUUUAUAAUCUGAAGGAAUAUAUAACAAAGUUUGGUUUUUUAAAACUUAUC
Molecule: messenger RNA, 1533 nt
Organism: Moneuplotes crassus
Lineage: Eukaryota; Ciliophora; Spirotrichea; Euplotida; Euplotidae
Source: the annotation of a GenBank genome assembly